Molecule: messenger RNA, 5129 nt
Organism: Cygnus olor (mute swan)
Lineage: Eukaryota; Metazoa; Chordata; Aves; Anseriformes; Anatidae
Gene: MID2
Product: midline 2
Exons: 10
Coding region: 290-2353 (687 amino acids)
Molecular function (GO): zinc ion binding; protein binding
Source: RefSeq, a predicted model, not a curated record
UGGGGGAGGAGAAAAAAAGAAAAGCUUGGUGUAGAAAAUCUCAGCCUGAGGAGCCUGUGCUUCCCCAGACUGUGAGCACUGGAAAGCAGGUCCGGAGAGGAAGGGCGGUUUGGUUUUGGUACCCAUAGCCCAGGGAUAGCACAGCAUGGACGUGCAAGAGCUUUCUUACACCGAGGAUCAAGGGAAAGGCAUGGGCAGAAGGAGCCAAGGGGACUCAGGGCUGUCCAGACACGGUCACAGACCAGCUUCCUGAGAUUUUGACGCUGGAUCGGGAUCGUUUUAACUAAAGAUGGAAACACUGGAGUCCGAAUUGACCUGCCCAAUCUGCCUGGAGUUAUUCGAAGACCCUCUCCUGCUGCCCUGCGCCCACAGCCUCUGCUUCAGCUGCGCCCACCGCAUCCUGGUGUCCAGCUGCUCCUCCAGCGAGUCCAUUGAGCCCAUCACCGCCUUCCAGUGCCCCACCUGCCGCUAUGUCAUCUCCCUCAACCACCGGGGCCUGGAGGGCCUCAAGAGGAAUGUGACGCUGCAGAACAUCAUCGACCGCUUCCAGAAGGCGUCGCUGAGCGGCCCCAACUCCCCCAGCGAGAGCCGCCGCGAGAGGACGUACCGCAACAGCCCUACCAUGUCCGUGGCCGGCGAGAGGAUCGCCUGCCAGUUCUGCGAGCAGGACCCGCCGCGGGACGCUGUCAAGACGUGCAUCACCUGCGAGGUGUCCUACUGCGACCGCUGCCUGCGGGCCACCCACCCCAACAAGAAGCCCUUCACCAGCCACCGCCUGGUGGAGCCCGUGCCCGACGCGCACUUCCGAGGACUCACCUGCCUGGAGCACGAGAACGAGAAGGUGAACAUGUACUGUGUGGCUGACGACCAGCUCAUCUGUGCCUUAUGUAAACUGGUGGGCCGCCACCGGGACCACCAAGUGGCAUCCCUCAGCGAUCGCUUUGAGAAGCUCAAGCAAACCCUGGAGACGAAUCUCACCAACUUGGUUAAACGCAACAGCGAACUGGAAAACCAGAUGGCCAAGCUGAUACAGAUCUGCCAGCAAGUGGAGGUGAACACGGCCAUGCACGAGGCCAAGCUGAUGGAGGAGUGCGACGAGCUCAUGGAGAUCAUCCGCCAGCGCAAGCAGGUCAUCGCUGUCAAGAUCAAGGAGACGAAGGUGAUGAAGCUGAGGAAGCUGGCCCAGCAGGUCGCCAACUGCCGGCAGUGUCUUGAGCGCUCGACGGUCCUCAUCAACCAGGCGGAGCACAUCCUGAAGGAGAACGACCACGCGCGGUUCCUGCAGACGGCCAGGAACGUGGCCGAGAGGGUCGCCAUGGCAACUGCAUCCUCUCAAGUUCUGAUACCAGAUAUCAAUUUUAAUGACGCCUUUGAAAACUUCGCGUUGGAUUUUUCCAGAGAGAAGAAGCUGCUGGAGGGGCUGGAUUAUCUCACCGCGCCGAACCCGCCGUCUGUCCGCGAGGAGCUCUGCACGGCCUCCCACGACACCAUCACAGUCCACUGGAUCUCGGAGGACGAGUUCAGCGUCAGCUCCUACGAGCUCCAGUACACCAUCUUCACCGGCCAGGCCAACUUCAUCAGUCUCUACAACUCCAUGGACAGCUGGAUGAUCGUCCCCAACAUCAAGCAGAACCACUACACCGUCCACGGGCUCCAGAGUGGCACCCGCUACAUCUUCCUCGUCAAGGCCAUCAACCAGGCAGGCAGCCGAAACAGCGAACCUGCCCGCCUGAAGACCAACAGUCAGCCUUUUAAGCUGGACCCCAAGAUGGCUCACAAGAAGUUGAAGAUCUCCAAUGAUGGGCUGCAGAUGGAGAAGGACGAGAGCUCAUUGAAGAAGAGCCACACGCCCGAGAGGUUCAGCGGGACAGGGUGCUAUGGCGCGGCAGGCAAUGUCUUCAUCGACAGCGGCUGCCACUACUGGGAGGUGGUGGUGGGAUCCUCGACCUGGUACGCCAUCGGCGUGGCUUACAAGUCAGCCCCCAAGAACGAGUGGAUUGGGAAGAACUCCUCAUCCUGGGUCUUCUCCCGCUGCAACAACAACUUUGUGGUGAGGCACAACAACAAGGAGAUGCUGGUGGAGGUCCACCCACAGAUGAAGCGCCUCGGCGUCCUCCUGGAUUACGACAACAAUGCGCUCUCCUUCUACGACCCGGCCAACUCCCUCCACCUCCACACCUUCGAAGUCUCCUUCAUCCUGCCCGUGUGUCCGACGUUCACCAUCUGGAACAAAUCCUUGAUGAUCCUCUCGGGUCUGCCUGCCCCGGACUUCAUAGAUUACCCAGAGCAGCAGGAGUGUAACUGCAGGCCCCAGGAGUCCCCGUACGUAUCAGGGAUGAAAGCCUGUCACUAGGAUGCUCAGCCCUGCCCGUGCCCCAUGGUGGCACUGGUGAUGCUGGUGGGUGCUGGUGGUGGGUGCCAGGAGCCUGCCAAGCUGGAGAGCCGCCGUGCAGCCAGAACGCUCCAAGGAGUGAGGACCCGCCUGCCUGCCCGCCCACAGCUCAUCUUAUUUUUAAGGGGAAAGAGAAAGAACCCCUGACCACGUCUGAAAAUGAACUCCUGUCGGCAAGCUCAGCGCAGUCGUGCACAAGGCUCACGCAGCAUCUUCGUGGUGUGCGCCAGGCUCUCCCAAGGCAGAUCAUCACACAGAUGGUUCUGUUUCCCCUCAGGGGCUGGAAAGGCUGGGGUGGGAUUUUGGGUGACCUCCUCGGGUGCUGUGGUGAGCAGGGGGACGACUCGUGUGUCUCCACACGGCACAGGUUGGGGUAGGAGGGGUUGGCUUUUUGGAGACCUGCAGAGCCAGGUGAGAACUGGGCAUCAUUUGCUGGUGAGACCUUUCUGUUUGGCCAACAUUUGGCAGCUUCCCUGUUAGGGUAGGUACCGGCGUGGGGUCGGUACCUGCGUGGGGUAGGUACCUGCGUGGGGUAGGUAACUUGCACUUGGAGAGGCCCCCAUGGGGGAAGCAAGGCAAUGGGUACGUGGUGCAUUUCUGCUGCUCCCUGUGCUUGGCUGGGGCUGCAGUCCCAUGCUGGGGGGGGGUCCAACCCCCACCCCUCUGCCCCACCGCUUCGGGAGGUCCCAGUUCACCAGGAUGCAGGGAGGCCCCCGUCGAGCACUCGCUCAGGAGCCAGUCGAGGUGCACGUUGCCCCCGGCACAGAUGCUCCUCCGUUAGCUUUGCAUCGGGUAUCCCUGCAGACACUGGUGCUGAGCAGAGGGGCACAUUUUGCCCAAAGACCAUCUCUGUGCUUUGUGACGCAAAAUCUCAAUUUAGGACCCCAAAAUCUCAGCUCUCGGUUUGUGGUGUGAGCCAUGGUGGUGUGAGCAUGGGGCUGUCCUGUUUGCUCUGAGGCAAAAGGCUGAAUCCAGCCUUGGGGCCCCAGCAAGCUCCUGAGCUGCCACCAGUGCUCCCAGUAACCACAAGCACCAAGUCCCCUGCAGAUGGGGCCAGCAAGGACGUCAGGCAGCACAGUGGCACGGAAUGUGCUGAUGCUCAAGCUUUGGUCCAUGGUAUUUGAAAAUCCCUUUUUCUCCUCUGGAUGUGGUACAGCCUUGGUGGCAUCACACAUGGACUGAGACCUCCCAGCUCUGCCAGCCUUUUCCUUGCUUUUUUAUUAUUAUUAUUAAUUAUUAUUAUUAUUAUUAUUGCAAUGGGGAGAGACCCCUGGACCUUGCUGACAGGAAACUACCUCAAAGCCCAGCCUUGGAGGGGUGGGUGGCCGGUUCAGACGGGGUGACAGCACUUAGAGGCUCUUCCCACAGCAAGGAGCAGGCACAGGGGCUAUGGGAAGGGGUCCCCACCAGUGGGCCAUCCUGGGGGACUUGUGUCAUUGAGGGCAUCCAGGCAGAGCAGGUAUACAAAGAGCCCAUUCCUCAGCACAGCAUCCCUCUGCUUAACCGGGGUGGCAUUUUCAGUGACUGGUUGCCCAAUGCUCUGGGGAGAGAAGAGGAAAAGGGACAUUGCCACUUGCACUGCUAAGUCAAGUUUUGCCUCCAGUCUGGGCUGCUUUCCCAUUGCUCGUGGGCUGGUGGUGCUUGGCAGGGGCUUGUGGCACACGGUGCAUCCCUCCCGAGCAGACAGAGCAGUUUUAUUUGCUUUAGGCCCCAGCAUUCGAAAGCACGGGGUGGGGACUGAGCAGGGAUUGAGCUGCCGUUCCCUGCAGCUAAGCACACAAACACAGUUCAUUUUAAGAGGCUAAGUUGCCAUUUUCGGUUGGAUGUAUUUUUCCAAAGCCACAUGGAGCUAUCAGUAAAGUCUUUUCCCCUUGUGCUGACCUCAGCCAGGGCUGCUCGCACUGCAUCACCCUCCAGCAAAUGCCCACGCACUGGAGAUGGAUUUUAGCUUUUGCAAUCCAGGUGCCAAGCUUUCUGCCGGCACCGGCACCGCUUUGACCGGCUUAUUGCUAGCGGACUCAGCGCAUCCAGUAAAGCACACGAGCCGUUAAUGUGACAUUUGCACCUGAUGAAAUUGCACUAAUCGUGGCAGGACCCCCGCACACCUUUGCGCGUGUCUUGUCCCGCAGCAGGCAGGCGGAUGAAGCGGGGAGCCCCGAACUCCAAAAGCGCAGGCCUGGGGUGGGAGUGACGUCUGGGUCACCCACGCCAUCCUCUCCUGGGGGUGGAAGAGCAGAACCUGCCCCAGCACUGCCAGGGGGCUGGGAGCAGCAGCCCCCUCCCUGCCCCUCCGUGUGAUGCUCCCCCGCUGCCUCGCAGCCUUUGCCCCCAGCCCAUGAGUGAGCCGUCCCUUUGGCCAAACCCAUCCGGCACACGAUGACACGACAGCGGUUGUAGCUAAUCCGAGUCCCUCAGGCUGUGCAGCCUGCCGUUAUGAAUGAGCACGUUUCCCACGGCCCAGUGGAGGGGCAGGAGGCAGGCAGCAGGGUCCCCGUGGGGCUGGGGGUGCUGUUGGCCCCACUUCUCCUGGCGACCCCGCUAUACAGACCUGGGACGUGGUGAGGCCCUGGUUACUGUGCCUCCUGCCUGACUCUUCUCUUCCAUGUGUAACAUACUCAUUUCUGGGGGAGGGUUGCUUUUCCUUUUUAUGUUUUCUUCCUUUUUUUUGGUUUUUCUUUUUGGCAACUCUUUUGUUAAUGUGUAUAUAUAUAUAUAUAAAUAUAAUAUAAUAUAUAUA